CCUCUCUAGGAAGCAACGCCUGUGCAUCCCGGCCUUGCAGCCUGCUGUGCCUGCCCAAGGCCGACGGCAGCAGGAGCUGCCGGUGUCCAGACGGCGUGUCCAGCAGUGUCCUCCCGUCCGGGGACCUGAUGUGCGAGUGCCCUCACGGCUACCAGCUGAAGAACCACACGUGUGUCAAAGAAGAGAACACCUGUCUCCGCAACCAGUAUCGGUGCAACAACGGGAAGUGUAUCAACAGCAUCUGGUGGUGUGAUUUUGACAAUGACUGCGGAGACAUGAGCGACGAGAGAAACUGCCCAACCACUGUCUGUGACCUGGACACCCAGUUCCGCUGCCAUGAGUCUGGGACCUGUAUCCCCCUCUCCUACAAGUGUGACCUUGAGGAUGACUGUGGCGACAACAGCGAUGAAAGUCACUGUGAAAUGCACCAGUGUCGGGGCGACGAAUACAGCUGCAGCUCUGGCAUGUGCAUCCGCUCCUCCUGGGUGUGCGAUGGGGAUAACGACUGCAGGGACUGGUCUGAUGAAGCCAACUGUACUGCCAUCUAUCACACCUGUGAGGCCUCCAACUUCCAGUGUCGAAACGGGCACUGCAUCCCCCAGCGCUGGGCGUGUGAUGGUGACAUGGAUUGCCAAGACGGCUCUGACGAGGAUCCGGACAACUGUGAGAAGAAAUGCAACGGGUUCCGCUGCCCAAAUGGCACCUGCAUCCCAUCCAGCAAACACUGCGACGGUCUGCACGACUGCUCGGACGGCUCGGACGAACAGCACUGCGAGCCCCUGUGUACUCGCUUCAUGGACUUUGUGUGUAAGAACCGCCAGCAGUGCCUCUUCCAGUCCAUGGUGUGUGACGGCAUCAUCCAGUGCCGGGAUGGCUCUGACGAGGACCCGGAGUUCGCAGGAUGCUCCCGAGACCCCGAGUUCCACAAGGUGUGUGACGAGUUCAGCUUCCAGUGUCAGAAUGGAGUAUGCAUCAGUUUGAUCUGGAAGUGUGAUGGGAUGGAUGACUGUGGCGAUGACUCCGACGAAGCCAACUGUGAAAACCCCACCGAGGCCCCCACCUGCUCCCGCUACUUCCAGUUCCAGUGCGAGAAUGGGCACUGCAUCCCCAACAGGUGGAAAUGCGACCGGGAGAACGACUGCGGGGACUGGUCUGAUGAGAAGGACUGCGGAGAUUCACAUGUUCUUCCCACCCCCACUCCCGGGCCCUCCACGUGUCUGCCCAAUUACUAUCGGUGCAGCAGUGGGGCCUGCGUGAUGGACAGCUGGGUGUGCGACGGAUAUCGAGACUGUGUAGACGGCUCUGACGAGGAGGCCUGCCCCUCGCCCGCCAGUGUGACUGCUGCCUCCACUCCCACCCAGCUUGGGCGGUGCGACCGGUUUGAGUUCGAGUGCCGCCAGCCAAAGAAGUGUAUCCCCAACUGGAGGCGCUGUGAUGGCCACCGGGAUUGCCAGGAUGGCCAGGACGAGGCCAACUGCCCCACGCGCAGCACCCUGACCUGCACAGCCCUGGAGUUCCAAUGCCAGGACGGUGAGGCCUGCAUCAUGCUCUCCGAGCGCUGCGAUGGCUUCCUGGACUGCUCGGACGAGAGCGACGAACGCGCCUGCAGUGAGGAAUUAAAUGUAUACAAAAUACAGAAUCUUCAAUGGACAGCGGACUUCUCUGGGGAUGUAACUUUGACCUGGAUACGGCCCAAGAAGAUGCCCUCUGCUUCUUGUGUGUAUAACGUCUACUACAGGGUGGUUGGAGAGAGCAUAUGGAAUACUCUGGAGACCCAUAGCAAUAAAACAAGCACAGUAUUGAAAGUCCUGAAGCCAGACACCACAUAUCAGGUCAAAGUCCAGGUCCAGUGUCUGAGCAAGGUGCACAGUACCAACGACUUCGUGACCCUGAGGACUCCCGAAGGAUUGCCAGACGCUCCUCAGAACCUCCAGCUGUCACUCCACAGGGAAGUAGAAGGCGUGAUCAUGGGCCACUGGGCCCCUCCCGUCCACACCCAUGGCCUCGUUCGGGAGUACAUUGUAGAAUACAGCAGGAGUGGUUCCAAGAUGUGGGCCUCCCAGAGAGCUCUUAGCAACUUUACAGAAAUAAGGAACCUACUGGUCAACACUCAGUACACGGUCAGAGUGGCUGCGGUGACCAGUCGUGGAAUAGGAAAUUGGAGCGAUUCUAAAUCCAUUACCACCAUAAAAGGACAAGUGAUCCCACCACCAGACAUCCGCAUUGACAGCUACGGUGAAAAUUUCCUAAGCUUUACCCUCUCCAUGGACACGGACAUCAAGGUGAAUGGCUAUGUGGUGAACCUCUUCUGGUCAUUUGACACCCACAGACAGGAGAAGAGAACGCUGAACUUCCGAGGGACCGUCUUGUCACAGAAAGUUGGCAACCUGACAGCUCAUACGCCCUACGAGAUUUCUGCCUGGGCCAAGACCGACCUGGGGGACAGUCCUCUGGCAUUCAAGCGUGUCACAACCAGAGGUGUCCGCCCACCCGCCCCGAGCCUCAAAGCCAAGGCCAUCAAUCAGACGGCAGUGGAAUGCACCUGGACGGGCCCCAGGAAUGUGGUUUACGGUAUCUUCUAUGCCACGUCCUUUCUUGACCUCUAUCGCAACCCCAAGAGCUUGACUACUUCGCAGCACAACAGAACAGUCCUUGUCAGUGGGGACGAGCAAUAUUUGUUUCUGGUCCGGGUGGUGGUGCCUUACCAGGGGCCGUCCUCUGACUAUGUUGUGGUGAGGAUGAUCCCAGAUAGCAGGCUUCCUCCCCGUCACCUGCACGUGGUCCACAUGGGCAAAACCUCUGCUGUUAUCAAGUGGGAAUCCCCGUACGAUUCUCCGGACCAGGACCUGUUAUAUGCAAUUGCAGUUAAAGAUCUAAUAAGAAAGAGUGAGAGGAGCUACAAGGUGAAAUCCCGCAACAGUACCGUGGAAUACACGCUGAACAAGUUGGAGCCUGGAGGGAAAUAUCACAUCAUUGUCCAGCUGGGGAACAUGAGCAAAGACUCCAGUAUCAAAAUUACCACGGUUUCAUUAUUAGCACCUGAUGCCUUAAAAAUCAUAACAGAAAAUGACCACGUCCUUCUGUUUUGGAAAAGCCUAGCUUUGAAAGAAAAGUAUUUUAAUGAAAGCAGGGGCUACGAGAUACACAUGUUUGAUAGUGUCAUGAAUAUCUCAGCUUACCUUGGGAAUACUACUGACAAUUUCUUUAAAAUUUCCAACUUGAAAUUGGGUCAUAAUUAUACUUUCACUGUCCAAGCCCGAUGUCUUUUCGGCAGCCAGAUCUGUGGGGAGCCUGCAGUCCUGCUCUAUGAUGAGUUGGGGUCUGGUGGCUCUGCGUCAGCGAUCCAGGCCGCCAGAUCUACCGAUGUCGCUGCCGUGGUGGUCCCCAUCCUGUUCCUGGUCCUGCUGAGCCUGGGUGUCGGCUUCGCCGUCCUGUACGCAAAGCACCGGAGGCUACAGAGCAGCUUCACGGCUUUUGCCAACAGCCACUACAGCUCCAGGCUGGGCUCGGCCAUCUUCUCCUCGGGGGAUGACCUGGGGGAGGACGAUGAAGAUGCUCCGAUGAUAACUGGAUUUUCUGACGACGUCCCCAUGGUGAUAGCCUGAAAGAGCUUUCCUCACUAGAAACCAAAUGUUGUAAAUAUUUUAUUUGAUAAAGAUAGUUGAUGGUUUAUUUUAAAAGAUGCACUUUGAGUUGCAAUAUGUUAUUUUUAUAUGGGCCAAAAACAAAACAAAAAAAAAAGAAAGAAAAGAAAGGAAUGAAUAAACUUUGUCGUAAUCAACUGUGAACUUCAAACCAGGUUGAUUUUAGUAACCAAAUUGCUUUGAUUUGAUAUUAAUAUAGUCUUACACGGCUGUGCUUACUGGGCAUGCUUUUAAGUCUGUGAGAUUAUUUUGGUUCAAUAAAUUGGCCAUUCUUUUUAUUUUUCUAAGACGCAGAAAUGUAUUUAAUAAAGACUUCAAGAGAGAGUGAUGGAUAGAACCCCUCCUCCUUGAAAGUAAGCUCAAAUUUAAAUUUUUGUUUGCAGGUAGUUUAUACGAAAGUAUUUAGGUGUAUGAAGGGGGGACAUUUAUUUUAGUUUGCUAAUUUAUUGGGACUCUUAUGUAGGGCCAGGCUUCAGUGGUCAUCUGACACCACAAAAUUUACGAGCACCCCUGCCUGCAGGGUUGGACAAUGAGGAGCAGAAGCAGUUUUGUUGCCAUUCCGGAAACAAUCCAUUUUUAUCCGCUCGUGUGUCACACAAUGGUGUUUGGCAGAAGAGCCUGUUGAGCCGUUGCUCCAUUUCCGCUAAACAGAGCUGCAGCUUGGGAAGCCCUGCAAGCGGCCUUCUUCUCUUAGGCUAGUGGAUGGACUCUCGCUGCACACACCUCUGUGCAAGACGUAGCUUUCACAGCUACAGAGUAAUAACACUGCGUUAUUCUACACUGGUAUCAUUGUCAUUGCAAAAAAGUACUCUGGCUGUGGGAAAGAAUUCUAGAUCUGUGCCAUGAUAGCUACACUGGCAGAUUUUUCCUUUUGUGGGGGAUUUUAUUUUAUUUUUUGGUUUGCUUUAACUUACCACUGGAGAAUCUCAAAUGGAAAGUUUUAUGUUUGUGUUGAGGUGGCCGCUUACUGUCCUUAAAAAUCCAUACUGAUAUAUGCAGUCACUUUGGAUUGGGUCAGUGCCUUCUCUCUCUCUUUUUUUUUAAAUUCUCUUCUUCCACCUCCCUCGCCUGUACCCCUGCCCAAUUUUAAGAGAAAAUGCUAUGCACUCUUAGAGGAGAUGUGUGAAUUCGAGACCAUUCACUCUAGCUCACAGUAGCAGCAGUGCUAGCACUGAUGUUCUUUGUAAGAUAAGCUGGGCUGUAUACUUCUGCCUUUCAAUGCCUCCCCUGUAUUCAAACCAUGGCCUCUUGGUAGGUAUGUGGGAUCCACUGGGGACUGAUGCCCGCUCUUGAGACCUACUGUUGUCAGCCUCAGUGUAUAGGAUUGUUGUGAUGCCUACUGUAUGCACCUCACUGCAGAAGUUCUUCCCAGCUGAGAAGCAGUGAGCUCUGGGGCCAUUCCAAAGUCAUGCUUUGGCGUAAUGUCCCUUACCUGCAGGCUUUGUCAAAGCCCCAUCUCCUCCUCGAUGCAACACAUCACCCUCUCGCAAGUCUUUGCUUUCUUUUAACCAAGAGUAUCAUUCUUGGUUGAUAACAUAGUUUUAUUCUACCUGGGGAGUGUUUGGGAAACAAAGAGCCAAUUAAAGUGUUUUUAGUUAAAAAAUUUUUUAUUUGUGUGUAUAUAUAUGUUUUGCUUGAGGAGUAUUUUCAACUGUAGAUGUUAGGAUGUUGCGAAUGGUGGUAAAUGACUAGCCUUCUUCCAUCAUGAUUUCCUUCUCUUUCCUGUGUUAUGUUUUGAAAGAUUGGCAGUUCUUUGGCUUUAUCUUGUGUCUUACCUUGGAGUUUCCAAGCCAAAAACUCCGAGCCCUACCACCUUCCCUUUUAAAUAAGCACUUUAAGUAACUGAAGAUGAAUGAUCUGGUGGGAGGCAAGUCAUUUAAUCGAACCACUAGAAAGUCUAUUUUCUUGUUUUUUCCUGCCAAAUUUGAGGGGCAUUUGUGAAAGCUGAUAUCAAAGGCGCUGAGAUUUUAUAUUUAGUUCUUCCAUAGGCAAGCCUUUCUACCGAGCUCAUGUCUCCAGUUGGCAACUCGAGAUGUUUCUGAGCGUCCGAGUCUUGUUUCCAGUGCCUGCCAAUGCUUAGCGCACCGUACUGUAUAGACUGGCCAUCACCCCUCUCCUUGGAAAAUGCCACUGGGCUGUUUGAGAACAAGCAGCCUUUUAGGGCUAGAGUAUUUUAUAUAAACAGAAGAGCUAAGUUCCCGAAGACUAAGCUAGACAGAUGCAGCUAUGUGUAAAUUGUAUAUUUUUAUGAACUUUUGAAGCACGCACUCUCACCUCCCUCUGCAUAGCUUUGUGAGGUUUUGAUGUAUAUAUGCCGUCUGGGAGAGUCCCGAGGUGGGAGGGACAGGAGGAAAUGAGAGCAGAGACUCCGUGGAGCCUUUGAAGGUGACCAGAUCACUGUCUUCACUGUGACCAGUUGGAGCCCCUGAAGAAGGGCUUUCAUACCUCGUUGGAGAUGCCACCUCCAGAGUUCACACUGUACAGGAUAAAAGGCUUUAUUUUCUCCGAAGAUGCAUUGGGAUGUCAGAAGCCCGCAUCCACGUGGACGACAACGGACCGCCAGUGGACCACUAUCAUAUGGUGGGCAGGGGGACUGUAUACAGAUUUUCUCUGGAAGCUGGUUUUGCCCCUGGAUGGAUUGACUGCCCCUCGAGCCUUAGGAGAUGUGGGUCUGUGUGGAUGAAAUAAUAGAGAGGAGAGUCCGGGAGAAACCAUGCCUAUGCAGAACCUUUUCCUGACAGGUGAGAUGCUCCCAUGACUGCUGGCUGCCCUGGCAAGCUGGGUGUAUAAUUACAAAGCUGGGUAACUGGUUGAAACUUCUGAUUUGGGGAAGAGGGUACAUCUGUGUUAGUACUGUGGGGUAUUUUAGGGGGACACAUGUGGGACACAGCUGCAUGUUCAUGUGUGACUCACUAGAUGAAGCUCUGCUUCAACCAUGUAAGGGCAGUUGGGGCAGGAAGACUGGAGAACCCUUCCUCUGAAUAUUCACCCAGCGGUCACUCUCCAUCCAGUGAGAUCAUGUUCUCAGCACUUCCCUAAGGGCAGAAACCCCAUCCUGUCAGGUUAGGUUGGUCACUUUCCCACAAAGAAUGUCAUGGUGAAUCCCUGAGAUGUUUCUCUUCUUUGCAGAGCUGGGGGGGCGGGGUCCCUCCAAGAAAAGACCCAGGCAAGUCAGCAAACCGGAUGCCACCUCCAUAUUGAUUUUAGGAAUUGACUGAAUAAAAUUCUGUGCAGAAUCUCCACUCGUGUGGGGAUAGUAUCAUGACAUUGCUAUUGCAUUAUUUUUCUUAAAGGAAGUGUGUGCUAUCUUUCAGGUACAACUUUUGUGUAAUUAAAGCCAGUACAUUAAGUUUAUAUAGACUACUUUCUAUGCAAGUCUGAGGUAGGAGCAGAUAGCAAGAGACUGUGUGUGCUGUUGGGUACAUGGAUGAUAAGUGUGUUUUCAGAAGGGGUGCCCCCAGUGAGCACGGUUUGAGAGAGGAUGGGUUGUAUGUAUGUUUCUGCCCACUAAUUUUGAGCAGCCAUAUUUUGAAUUAAAUCAUCAGAGUCAAGUAACCCAAGAAUGGUAUUAGUUUCCUGUGUAAUAGCUCAAAUGGAACAGAUAUGAAUGCUGAAAUGUAACAUUGUUCUCCAAUAUUCCAUGUCAUUUCUCACUUAAAACCUCUUGUUAUGAAUUAUUAGAACCUUUAGGCAAAAAUCGAAAGUAUUUGCAGCAAAAUAAAGGCCUACUCUGCUCUUCAAGUGAAACACUGUAUACUUGUUUCUCUCCAAAGUGAAAUUAGAUAUUUAUGAUUUCAGUUGCCUUGAUAAGUUUCCGAAUCACUGGUUUAUGCUGAAGAUUUUACUCUAUUGUCACACAGUCUUAAGAUCAUUUUUGUCUCAAUGUCAACUUUUUUCACUGAAUAAAAAUUUAACUGGGUCAAGAAAA
Odocoileus virginianus texanus is the source of this 7572-nucleotide messenger RNA. The record is from RefSeq and is a predicted model, not a curated record. NCBI's taxonomy places the organism in Eukaryota, Metazoa, Chordata, Mammalia, Artiodactyla, Cervidae.